Molecule: messenger RNA, 1573 nt
Organism: Melitaea cinxia (Glanville fritillary)
Lineage: Eukaryota; Metazoa; Arthropoda; Insecta; Lepidoptera; Nymphalidae
Gene: Dus1
Product: tRNA-dihydrouridine(16/17) synthase [NAD(P)(+)]-like
Exons: 7
Coding region: 93-1502 (469 amino acids)
Biological process (GO): tRNA processing
Molecular function (GO): tRNA dihydrouridine synthase activity; flavin adenine dinucleotide binding
Source: RefSeq, a predicted model, not a curated record
CAAAUGUCACGAAAUUAGAAAUUUAUAAUGAUACGCGAUAGAUUAAGGUUAUGUCGCUUUUUUAUUUUUGUAAAUAACAAAAAGCGCCUAUAAUGGAUGCAGAGUGGUUCGAAAGAAUUGGGCGACCACGUUUUGUGGUUGCUCCUAUGGUCGAUGCAAGUGAACUAGCUUGGAGAUUAUUAUGCAGAAGACAUGGUGCAAUGCUCUGCUAUACCCCUAUGUUGCAUAGUAACGUUUUUACAAAAGAUCCAAAGUAUAGGAAAGAAAACUUUACUACAUGUCCCGAAGAUCGUCCUUUAAUUGUACAGUUCUGUGGUAAUAAUCCAGAAACAAUGGCUACUGCUGCAAUACUUGUGGAAAAGGAUUGUGACGCUAUUGAUGUAAAUCUUGGUUGCCCACAAUCUAUUGCCAAGCGUGGGAGAUAUGGAUCUUUUCUUCAGGAUGAUUGGGUACUAUUGCAACAAAUAGUGACAGCUAUGUCAAAUGCAGUUUCAAUUCCAAUUACUUGUAAAGUAAGGAUAUUUGAAAGUAUUGAAAAAUCAGUAAAGUAUGCUUUGAUGUUACAAGAAGCAGGAUGCAAACUUUUGACAGUUCAUGGAAGAACUAGAGAACAAAAAGGGCCAUUGACAGGUAUAGCUAGUUGGCAGCAUAUUAAAGCUAUUAGGGAAGCCAUAUCCAUACCCAUGUUUGCAAAUGGUAAUAUACAAUGCUUACAAGAUGUUCAUCGAUGUAUAGAUUUCACAAAAGUGGAUGGUGUAAUGAGUGCUGAAGGUAAUCUUACGAACCCUGCAAUUUUUGAAGGAAUUAACCCAAUAUCAUGGGAAAUAGCACUUGAAUAUUUGGCCCUCGUUGAACAAUACCCAUGCCCAACUUCAUUUAUUAGAGGACAUUUGUUCAAAAUAUUUCAUAAAAUUUUCUCAUUUGAAAUUAAUAAUGAAGAAAGACAAUUAUUAGCUACAGCCCAAAAUUUGAAAGAUUUUAAAAAUGUCUGUUUUAAAAUAAGAGACAAAUACCAGCUCUACCAUGAAGGAAAUGCCAACUUUGACGAUGAUGAAAGAAUAACAAGAAUUGCUUUUAAUUUAAUCUUACCUCCAUGGAUAUGUCAACCUUAUGUACGAAUAUCACCUGAAAAACACACUGAAAAAAUGGAAAGACUAAGCAGAGAGCAGCAGAAUAAUAAUAAUAUUGUAAAAAGAACAAACAAUGAUUCUGAAGGUAAUACCAUAUCUAGGAAAAAAAUGAAAAAAUUGAGAAGAAUUUCACGAAGACCAACAAAACCCGAAUUUGACCAACAGAACAGAAGAAAGGGAGAAAUAUGUGUUAAUGAGACUUGUCCUAACCCUCUGGGAGGAAAAUGUAUAUAUCAGCUAUGCAAGAAAUGUUGUAGAAAUAAAUGCUUUGAAGAAGACUUAGAUUGCAUAGGACAUCGAAUAUUGGUACACACUCGACGGGAAAUAGCAAAAAAAUUUGCUUCACAAAAAGAAAAUGAGUCAUUAACAUGACUUAUUAUGUAAACAUUUGUAAAAUCCUCGAAAUUUUUUAUACAAUAAGUAUGUGAAAAAAUUACAUAGGA